Messenger RNA from Penicillium canariense, 222 nucleotides. RefSeq lists its product as uncharacterized. Bases 1 to 222 code for a protein of 73 amino acids. The transcript has a single exon. The record is from RefSeq and is a predicted model, not a curated record. Lineage: Eukaryota; Fungi; Ascomycota; Eurotiomycetes; Eurotiales; Aspergillaceae.
AUGCCCCACGCUGUCUGGCCAUGGUGGCUUGAGCCCCGCGCGUCAUCGGGCACGGUUGACUGCAUUGUCGUCUGGGGAGAGGCGGCGACCCAGGACCAGCCCUUCUGCGAUAGCAUCGAUCGAGCCCAUCGUGCGAUUUUCAACAAGAUCUCCGGCCUCGGGGUGGGGAGUGUAUCACGGGUUGAUCAUGCUGUUGGUGGGCUGUGGCCUCACGCUGAGUAA